AUGCUCGUCAGCGAGAACCUGUCUGCGUGGGUAGAAAUCGAAGGCAUCGCAGCGCAGGAAUACAACAUUAAAGUCAAAGAAGACCCGAAGCGUGUCACUUGCUGGAUUGCAUCAGAGGAGGGCAAGAAAUACGGGACUAGCUUAGGCGCCGUUGAGCAUGAGGAGAGCGCGACAGCCGAAUUGUGGGACUGUAUCGACCACCUAGCAACUUUCAGCUUUAAGUAUCGCCCCCUCGCAUUGUUACAAGCGAACGGCAUUGCUCCCCCGCCCCCGCCAGCCUCAGCGAGCCCCGAUCCUGAGGAGAUCGAUGGGGCCGUCUCUGCGGAGGAGAAAGAGUUGAAACAUCAGAUGGAAAUCAUGCAGCAGCGUCUUGCAGAAUUAGAGAAAUCUCGCGGUGCCAAACGCGUGAAGGAAGAGCCGGACACUGCGGCGCAGAGGGCUCGGAAGCGUGUAAAGAGGGGACCGAAAUCCGCAUUCGUCCCGGGAGAGGUAAUUGACCUAACAUCCGAAUGA
Messenger RNA from Pleurotus ostreatus (oyster mushroom), 513 nucleotides. RefSeq lists its product as uncharacterized. The coding region runs from base 1 to 513 and encodes 170 amino acids. NCBI's taxonomy places the organism in Eukaryota, Fungi, Basidiomycota, Agaricomycetes, Agaricales, Pleurotaceae. The record is from RefSeq and is a predicted model, not a curated record. The transcript has 4 exons.